This is a messenger RNA of Penicillium argentinense, 1560 nucleotides long. Its product is annotated as putative proline permease. Gene Ontology annotation, biological process: amino acid transmembrane transport. The record is from RefSeq and is a predicted model, not a curated record. Gene Ontology annotation, molecular function: amino acid transmembrane transporter activity. The coding region runs from base 1 to 1560 and encodes 519 amino acids. NCBI's taxonomy places the organism in Eukaryota, Fungi, Ascomycota, Eurotiomycetes, Eurotiales, Aspergillaceae. The transcript has a single exon. Gene Ontology annotation, cellular component: membrane.
AUGGCCGUGGGCCCGACUCUUGGGACGGGCCUGUUCAUUGGCGCCGGCCAGGCUCUGGCCGUCGGCGGUCCUGGGACUCUGCUCAUCUCCUACAUAUUCUUAUCACUCCUGACCUACUUUAUGGCCACGACUGUUGCUGAGGUUGCCAUCCAUGCACCUUCUCGAUAUGGCUCCAUGGUUGCAAAUGGCUUUCGAUACCUUCCGUCCAGUCUUGGCCUCGCGACCGCCACCCUUCGCUGGUACACUCUCGCUAUGUUCGUCCCUUACGAAAUCACGACAGCAAUGGUCAACCUCGGGCUGUGGAAAACAAGUCCCACCGUCGCAAUUCGAAUGCUGCUUAUGAUGUCCAUCAUCGUCGGGUUCAACUACCUCCCUGAGCGAAGCUUUCGGAGCUCCGAGCAGCUCUUCAGCAGAAUCAAAAUCGGCACGAUGGCCUUUCUCUUAAUUCUGUCCUUGUCUAUUGGUCUGGGAGGUGCUACCGGCCAUGAUAAAUGGGGUUUCCAAUACUGGAAUAAACCGGGCGCUAUGAAUGAAUAUCUGGCCAGGGGCACCGUGGGGAAGGUCGGAGGCGUCAUUCAAUGCCUGUUAUACAGUUCGAUUGCCUUCACGAUCGCACCGGAGUUGAUCGUGCACCGAGCGGAAACUCCAGACCUGACUGAUGGCCUGGAAAUCGGCGAGCCGUACGAUCCUAACAUUCAGUCCGGAAUCCCGAGACGUGUUCUAUAUGAUGUCGCGACCACCGUGGUCCCCUAUAUCUUGAGCUCCUUGGCUAUGGGUGUCAUGGCCCCAUACAAUGAUCCUCUGUUGAACAACAAUGGUGCUGGCGGUGGUCUCUCGCCCUUCGUAAUUGGAAUCAACACCGCAAAGAUUCGCAUUAUCCCAGUGACGGCGACUCUCGCGAUCCUUAUCUCUUCGGUGUCGUCCGGUCGAUCGUUCCUGUACCUGGCCUCACGCACGCUUUGCGCAAUGGCUGAACUCGGCCAUGCUCCUGAGAUUUUUAAAGCUCGAAACCAGUGGGGUGUUCCGUAUGUGGCGACGACGGCUACCUCGUUGUUCGCUCUCCUUGCCUUCAUGUCUGUUGCGGUUUCAAGCUCCACCGUCUUGACCUACUUCUUGGUCUUCAUCAACAGCUGUGGGUAUCUUUCUUGGAUGUUGUCAUGUGUCCUGUACCGUCGCUUUCGCCAUCAUCUCCAUCGACAGGGACAGAGUGACUCCUUUCGCUUUUCGGUCCAGCCCGUGGGUACUUAUAUUGGCUUCUUGAUCAGCACCAUCAUGCUGUUAGCUAACGGAAUGGUGGGUGGCCCGCCGGGACCUCGGCCUGGAUCAAGAGCAUCGCGACUUCUGGCAGCUUACUUUGGAGUCCCUGUCUUUGCGACUAUCUACUUCAUUCACCGAUUCCAAACGCUGUUCUCUUAUCGGUCGCAUGCUAAGGACGCAUCCAUUAACAAGGAUAUUCCUGAAGGUCCCACGGAGGCGUUGCACACGCGGCGGGGCCAACCUGCAACACCACCUUCACCUAUCGAGAUGGAUCAGGUCUGGUCGAUGGCUGUGGAGGCUUGA